CAGUUGAAAGAAAAGCCAUUUUCUGAUUUGCGCUUGAGAAAUAUAAAUUACUGGUUCAUUUAAGAAUGCCUAUUCCUAGUCUGAUUGCAUUGCUAUUUUACUGUGUGACCAGCUGAAAUCAUAAACUUUUAUCCAAUAUUUAUCUUGAAUGGGAUUUGAGUAGGAAAUAGGAUGUAGAGAAAGAAGGCAUCAGUGGAGUCCUGUCUGUCAGAUCAGGAACCUGAAAUCAUAAACUUUAAUCCAAUAUUUAUCUUGAAUGGGAUUUGAGUAGGAAAUAGAGAGCAGAGAAAGAAGACAUCAAUGGAGUCCUGUCUGUCAGAUCAGGAAAAUCCAUGGAGUUUUAUGUCUUUCCAGUAUUUCCUUAAUAUCAUGUACUUACAUUAGGGUUAUUGGAGUUCCAGGGUAUUCCCACUGAGAUUGCCAGUUCAGUCUACUUCCAUUCAACUUCAUUAUGCAGCAUUUGAAAUUGCCAGAUCAUUCAGUGAGCUCUGGGAUAUUUCAAGGCUGAAGGUGCAUUUCUUCUCCCUUCAUACAGAGAAGCAUACUAGCAAAACUGCAUCACUGUGUAGGAAUCAUGGUGUUUGAAUUAAGCCUAUACUUUUAUUGAUGAUACAGACUUUUAGGGACCCUUCUUUGUCCUGCUAGCUUAAACAUGUAAGUAGUUAUUGUACUUCAGAGUUGAUUGCUUUGGGGAAAAAAACUGGAAUGAGAAUUUAACUUUUUUUCCCUUUAUUCUGUCCUAUAUUUGUUUCUGUCAAGGCUCUUCAGGUGGCAAGGCAGUUCCUUCUGCAGCAGGCAACAGGGCUGACUUCUCCUAGCAGCAAUGAAAAUAAGCAGCCGGCUGUUCAGGUUCCAGUGUCUGUGGCUAUGAUGUCUCCUCAGAUGAUCACACCGCAGCAGAUGCAACAGAUUCUGUCUCCACCCCAGCUUCAAGCCCUGUUGCAGCAGCAGCAAGCAAUUAUGCUGCAACAGCUGCAGGAAUAUUACAAGAAGCAACAGGAACAGCUUCACCUGCAGCUUCUGACUCAGCAGCAAGCUGGAAAGCAGCAAGCCAAAGAGCAGCCAUUAGGGAAUAAGCAGCUGGCAUUCCAACAACAGCUCCUGCAGAUGCAGCAGCUGCAGCAGCAGCACCUGUUAAACCUCCAGCGACAAGGGUUGGUCAGUUUACAGCCAGGACAAGGCACCGUUCCUCUGCAGACCCUUCCACAAGCUGUGUGUCCCUCAGACCUUCAGCAGCUGUGGAAAGAGGUUACUGCUACUCAACCCGUAGAAGAAAGCAUCAAGCAAGAGGGACUUGACCUCAGCACCAACACUUCGAAUUCUACCUCGUUUUCGGCUGCCAAGGUCUCUCCUCCAAUUUCCCAUCACCCUCUCCCCAAUGGACAGAACGCCAUGCUCGCACAAAGGAGGGACAGCUCUUCUCAUGAGGAGACUCCUGGCUCACAUCCCCUGUAUGGACAUGGGGAGUGCAAAUGGCCUGGUUGUGAAACCCUCUGCGAGGACUUGGGACAGUUUAUCAAACACCUCAAUACAGAACAUGCACUUGAUGACCGGAGCACGGCUCAGUGUCGAGUUCAAAUGCAAGUGGUACAGCAGCUGGAAAUACAGCUAGCUAAAGAAAGUGAACGUCUCCAGGCGAUGAUGGCCCAUCUCCAUAUGAGACCUUCAGAGCCAAAACCCUUCAGUCAGCCUCUGAACCUGGUUUCUAGCGCUACACUAUCCAAGAGCACUUCUGAUACCUUUCCUGAUGGAUUACCUCAUCCCCCCACCUCUGCUACUGCACCCAUUACUCCAUUGCGACAGGGUCCUUCUGUUAUCAGCUCCUCCACUUUACACAAUGUAGGGCCUAUUCGGAGGAGAAACUCAGAGAAGUUCUGCACACCAAUUUCCUCAGAACUUGCACAGAAUCAUGAGUUUUACAAAAAUGCAGAUGUCCGCCCUCCCUUCACAUAUGCCUCACUUAUCCGACAGGCUAUUCUUGAGACACCUGACAGGCAGCUAACAUUGAAUGAAAUCUACAAUUGGUUCACACGGAUGUUUGCCUACUUCAGGAGAAAUACAGCUACCUGGAAGAAUGCUGUACGCCACAACCUGAGCCUGCAUAAGUGCUUUGUGCGAGUGGAAAAUGUCAAGGGAGCAGUGUGGACAGUAGAUGAACACGAGUACCAAAAGAGAAGGCCACCAAAGAUGACUGGGAGUCCAACUUUAGUGAAAAACAUGAUUUCUGGCCUUAGUUAUGGAGCACUUAAUGCCAGCUACCAGGCAGCUCUGGCUGAGAGCAACUUUCCUCUUCUGAAUAGUCCCACCAUGAUCAACACAAGCUCCACUAGUGGCAUGCUACACAUAGGCCAUGAUGAUGUGAGCAGCACUGUAGAACAAGUCAACAGCAAUGGCAGCAAUAGCCCCCGGCUUUCACCACAGCAGUACAACCAUCAAGUACAUGUGAAGGAAGAACCAGCUGAGACAGAAGAUGACAGCAGACCUGUUUCUCUCAUGGCAACUACCAAUCAGAAUGUGACGAUUCCUGAUGACAGAGACCUGGAGGAGGAACUGCCAGUGGAAGACUUGUCUUAAGGGUCCUUCAUCUUCAUGUAGGGCCCAUCAUUACCCAGAGACAAAGCAAUGGCUCCUGCCUCCUCAAGGUGACCUUCAGCAUUACUUGGUUAAGGCACUUCUGCAAAGCAAAAGGGUUUCCAUGAGUCUACCCAUUGCUGAAGGCACACCCUUUUUUCCCCUUUUUACAUCCCAAUGACUCUUAAAAGACAUUCAGAGAGGGGGAUGUGCAAAAAAAACAAAACAAAAACCAGAGUUGAGCUUUUUCCUUUUCUUAUUUUUUUUUAAAUUUUGUAAUUGGUAAACGAGGAUGGUAGGUUGUUUCUGUCCGAAGACUUCUUUGCUGCCUCCCCUCUCCAUACCCCCGCCCUCAUGGGGAUAAAAAAGAAGCUGUCUUGUAUUGUCUGCUCUGUGUUUUGUCAUUUUCAACUCAUAUGCCUGGUUUCCACAAAUCAAGAUUUUGGAAGCAUCCAGUUCAUUAAGGGGCAGUAUCAAAGCCAAAGGCUUCAGUCAAUGUCCCCUAUUUUCCCAUGGAAAGCAUUUUCAAUAGUUUGCCAGUAAUCCCACUGAGAACUUUGCACUAGGAGGAAUCUAUUCACACUCUUUCUUACUUUCACACAUGCACUGUCUCUGCCUCUCACACACAUACAUCCUUGCCACUCUAACACCACUUCUGAGUACUGGAAGCAAGAAACAAGAGCUCUGCCAUGGUCCUAAUGUUCCAACUUCUGUUCAUUUUCUGACUGGGCAAAAAAUGAAAAACUGACCUUGUUUUAUUAAAUACAUUAUACGAUAGCAAGGGGUCACUGCCACACAUAAAACCACUUGGUUAUUCUUUUUUCAACCUGUGUUUGUGUCCUUCCAAAUUCAAGAAGCAAUCUUCUAUCACCAAUCAUGGUUGACAGCCAGCCUUCAACUCACAAAGCUUUAUUCACCACAAAAUCCAGGGAUGAAUGUCCAUUCCCUGCCAUCACAUAUUUUUAAAUAUUUCCAGAAGCCAACAUAUGGGCAGUCGGCAAGCAAGCUAAUGGGGCCCAGCUUGAGACUGAAUCAGGGAGAGACUUCUACAAGAUGAAUCUUUUGCUUGCUUCUAUCAGCCUCCAUUCUGUUUCUUCCAUUCCAGCAAAUACUGAAGCCAGAAAGCAUGACUCCUUAAUUAUUUAUGUGGGCAAAUGGGAAGGUUUAAGAGGUAUAAAUGGAGCUGAUUUGGCAAAGCCACCAACAUCUAAAGCACUUGGGAUAGGAAAAGGGGGACAAGCUAAAAUAUAUGGCUGUAGAGAACAGACAAAGAUGGGUUGACCACACAGAAUUCAAAGCAAUAUACUGUAAAUGUAAGAUAAGUAAUUCUUUACUUUUGUGACCAAACACAACAAAGCUAUGAAGAAGCACUCAGCUUCCUAUAACAUCCUUUAGUAGAAAUAUAUCCUAUCUCACAACUCUUGUGCUACUCAUUAGUUCUUAGCUGUAAGCCAAUGUGGAAGGAAAAGUUGCUUUCAAAAUGUGAUUCCAGGAAUUAAAUGUGUCAGAUGAAUAGUGUUGACCCAAACUCUUCCCAGUAUACUUUGAUUUUUGUCAACUCAUUGUCUGCUGCCUCACAUCAGAAUAAUUUUUUAAAAAUCUAAAGAGUGCUUCUCAUGACAGAAAACAACAGGUUUCCAAAGGCUAUUCUGCUGCUCCCCCCAUGAAGGGACAACCCAAAUGCUCCUCCCUGAUUAUUGAGACUUUAAGAGUUGCUCAUUGAGAAAUUGGUUUGGUCACUGUAUGACCAGGAAUUCAACAUCUCAAGGAAGAUGGAUACAGUACUAAUGUUUCUAAAGGAGUCUUUCAACAACAGACCCACACAUGCUUCCCUCUCCCAUCAGUAAAUCUCUGAAAUUUAUUUUCAGACCUAAUUGGGAUAUAGGAGUUCCUCCCAUUAUUUUGGAAGACAAGGUGAUCCAGGCAAUUUGAUGUUUUUUAAAAUGACAGCUGUUCCUCCUCUUCUAUAUUCUGUAGCCCAUGAAGAAAAUAAAUCACCACAGCCAUGUUUGAAUAGUCAUAUUCAGCAUUGAUAAUUAUGCUAAAUGUCCUCCCCAAAUUAAGAUGGUCAAGAAUAUUUUGUCAGCAUAUUUCUGAUUAAUCUUAGGAUUCCUUUCUACUAUUCUGAUUUUCAUGGUUAAAUAAUGCUUUUUCAUUAUUCCAAACACUGUGCAGCUCAUGGCAGUUGGUAAUAUAUGACACAAAUCCUUUUGCGGGGGGGGGAGGUAUUCUGUAUUUUCCUUACAUGCAGAAUUGCUCCAUUUGUCUCCAAUACAGUGCAUUCUUAGUUCCCUUUUCAGCAGCUGGCAAACCAUGAUAACAGCCCAUCCUUUUUUUUUUUUUAAA
Python bivittatus (Burmese python) is the source of this 4917-nucleotide messenger RNA. Lineage: Eukaryota; Metazoa; Chordata; Lepidosauria; Squamata; Pythonidae. The record is from RefSeq and is a predicted model, not a curated record.